AUGAUAAUAGACAAUUCCACCUUCAAUGCAAACAUUGAAGGGUUCAAUGAUGAUAUUAUAAGUAACUUACACUGCUCAGAACAUAUAUUCAAAAUCACCAACAAUUAUAUCAAAAGUAUCAACGAUAAAAAGCUAAGUUUCGUAGAAGCAGAAUUCGGGGAUGAUAAGAUUCAAUUCACAAUCUCGUACGACGAUUUUUAUAUGGUUCCAGUAUUUCAUUUUAGACUAUUUGAUAAGCAAGAACUAGCCAAACCUCCUCCUGGUAAACUUGCCACUACUAACCCGCAUCCUUUACUUAACCUAGAUCUAUGGUGGUGGAUUCAUCCUUGUGAAACCUUGCACACCAUGAAUCAAUUCAAACUUGAAACUCCUUUACAGUACUUGAAACUAUGGUUUGCUACUUAUGGAAUAUCGCUGCUAUUACCUACAAUAACUUUGAGAAAGUAUUCAUGA
This is a messenger RNA of Hyphopichia burtonii NRRL Y-1933, 453 nucleotides long. RefSeq lists its product as uncharacterized. The record is from RefSeq and is a predicted model, not a curated record. NCBI's taxonomy places the organism in Eukaryota, Fungi, Ascomycota, Pichiomycetes, Serinales, Debaryomycetaceae. The transcript has a single exon. The coding region runs from base 1 to 453 and encodes 150 amino acids. Gene Ontology annotation, molecular function: ubiquitin-like protein transferase activity.